AUGGAUCAAAAUAUUAAAAGAAUAAAAGAAAAUAUAGAAAGAGUUUGUAAUGACAGAAAGCAAAAUCUUACGAAUUUCCUAGAACAAAAGCAAAUUAUUCAAGCUGAAUUUAAUGAGAAACGUACGAAAAUUGUCCAACAUUUGGAUACUCUUGAAAAUAAAAUAUUGAGAGACUUACAAGAAGCUGAAAAAAAAAUAACAUUACAGAUCAAUAAUAUAUUGUCAGAACUUUCAAAACACAGACAAUCGGCAGAGGAAUUAGAGGUGCAUGUUUCUGCACUCAAAAAAUAUUCGCUAAAUGUUCAGUCGUUUUUAGGAUAUAGACAGAUUAAUGCUGAUAUACGAAUCGAAGAUAAAUAUGUUCAAUCAUUGCUAGAAGAUAGUAAUUUACAAUGGUUAAAUCUAGAAUGUAAACCGCAUGAGAAAAUAUUAGACGUAUGUUCGAUAGAAGUAUACGGAGAGAUUUCAUACUCGAAAACUCCGUCACGCGUCGAAUUAAUAACAGUGAACGCACGGCAUGCCCAGCUGGUUCUUCCAAAGGAAGAACCAUUACGAUGUAUUACCGACAUGAGUCUUAUACGGUACAAAAAGAUCCACAUUCCAGGUAGUAGCAGGAAGAAUGAUAUCAAAGGUUGCACAUUUACACCGAAAGGGAAAUUGGUAUUUGCAGAUCACAAUAAUGGACGUCUUGUUAUUUUAGACGAAUCUGGGUCUUUAGAAUGUGAAAUUCCCCUAUCCUCCGGUCGACCGUUCGAUGUCACAUGCAUUGAUGAAAACACGAUUGCUGUUUCCAAUGCAUAUGCAACCCAGAUAGAAGUUAUAAAUAUAUCAUCAAAGCUAAGACUAAAAGUUAUCAAAACCACUGGCGGAAGUUAUGGUAUAUCCUUCUCCGAAGGGCGAUUACUAUACUCUGAACUUGGAAAAGGUAUUCAAGUAGUUGAACUCGAUGACGGCACUCAUGGUAAACUAAUUCAGAAAGAAGAUGAAGUUCACACUUUUAACUAUGUAACAGCAUAUGAAAAUCGCAUAUACGAAACCAAUCCUGAAGCUAAUGUCGUUACAUGCAGGACUGCAUCUGGCGAGCCAUUAUGGGAAUACAAGGAUGACUCGAUUGUCAAAACUCCAUAUGGUAUCACAGUUGACAGCAAUUUAAAUGUAUACGUCGUUUCAAACGGAAAUAACAGUGUAAUCGUGAUAUCGCGGGACGGAAAACAUGCAAGACGCUUACUUGGUAAAGGUAAUGGGGUAAAUGAUCCUACAUGUAUUCAUAUUGAUAAAAACAGAAACAUUCUAAUGGUAGGCAACGUUGAUGGAAACAUAUUUUUAUAUGAUGUGACUUGA
Molecule: messenger RNA, 1341 nt
Organism: Mytilus trossulus (common blue mussel)
Lineage: Eukaryota; Metazoa; Mollusca; Bivalvia; Mytilida; Mytilidae
Exons: 1
Coding region: 1-1341 (446 amino acids)
Biological process (GO): protein polyubiquitination; proteasome-mediated ubiquitin-dependent protein catabolic process
Molecular function (GO): ubiquitin protein ligase activity
Source: RefSeq, a predicted model, not a curated record